Molecule: messenger RNA, 1416 nt
Organism: Stegodyphus dumicola
Lineage: Eukaryota; Metazoa; Arthropoda; Arachnida; Araneae; Eresidae
Product: tigger transposable element-derived protein 1-like
Source: RefSeq, a predicted model, not a curated record
AUGGGUGAUAAUGAAAAAGAAAAGAAAGCAACCAGAAAAAGCAUUUCACUCAAACUUAAAAUGGAAGUGAUUAGAAGAUUAGAUUCUGGUGAACGUCAAACUCUAAUUAGUGCUUCAUUGAAUUUGCCAACUUCAACAAUAAGGACCAUCAUGAAGAAUAAAGAAAAAAUACUGUCAUCGGCAACUGCAACUACGUCAAGCUCUGCAACUAAAAUUACCCGUUCUAGAAAUAAUAUCAUAGAGGAAAUGGAAAAACGACUGUCUAUAUGGAUUGACGACGAAAUUGACCGCAAUAUGCCAUUAAGCCAAUCUAUCAUAAUGGAAAAAGCUAGAAGAAUUUUUUAUUACAUUCAGGCUGAGACAAUUGACAAAAGUGAAACUUUCGUUGCUAGUCGAAGAUGGUUUAAUAGAUUUAAACAUCGAAAUAACCUUCACAACAUAAAGAUUACAGGAGAAGCAGCAAGUGGUGAUACAAAAGCGGCGGCUGAAUUUCCAGCGAUAUUAAAAAAAAAAAUAAUUGAAGAAGGAAACUAUCCUCCAGAAUUGGUUUUUAAUGUUGAUGAAACAGGCUUGUUUUGGAAAAGAAUGCCGAAACGAACAUUUCUAUCCCGUGAAGAGAAACGGGCACCAGGAUUUAAAGCUGCAAAAGAUCGCUUAACCCUUCUACUAGGUGGUAACGCAAGCGGAGAUUUUAAAUUAAAACCAUUACUAAUUUACCAUUCCAAAAACCCAAGAGCGAUGAAAGGCAUAUCUAAAUCAACUUUACUUGUAAUUUGGGAGUCUAAUAAAAAAUCAUGGAUAACUGCGAAAAUUUUCCAGGAUUGGUUCACUGAACAUUUCUGCCCGUCUGUUAAACGUUAUUGCAAAAUUAAAAAACUUGAACAAAAAGCACUUCUGUUAAUUGAUAAUGCUCCAAGCCACCCAACAAAUUUAUCAGACUUAACAACAUGCAUUCCAGUCGAAGUGGUUUUCUUGCCGCCUAACACAACUGCCUUAAUUCAACCAAUGGACCAAGGCGUUAUAUCAAAUUUUAAGGCUUAUUACUUGCGGCGAACCUUUAAGCAAAUGUUUGAAAAAACAGACGGAGAAGAGAACCAGUCCAUAAGAGAAUUUUGGAAAAACUACAACAUCGUGGAUGCUGUAGAAAACAUAGGCCUUUCUUGGAAUGAGGUAACAGAAAGAUCUUUGAAAGGAGUAUGGAAGAAUAUUUGGCCGGAUUUAAGUAAGAGCGAUGACGUUGGACACUCUGUCGAUGUGGAUGAAAUAGUGGAAGAGAUAGUGAAAUUAACGAAGCAAACCGGUUUUGAAGGGGUAAAUGUGGAAGAUGUCGUAGAAAUAAUUCAAGAAGCAGCGGCUAGUCUUUCUAAUGAUGAGCUCAAGGAAUUAACUGAACAAGAAGAAAACAAAAAUGUUGAC